UUGAACACAGAGAGUAACAUUGCUGAACAAGAACAUUUGACAAAUGAUCAAGAACCUUUAGGACCUUACUCGAGAGAAAAUAUAGUCGGAAGAAAAAAGAAAAAAACGUCAGAUGAUGGCACAAGCGAACUGUUAACCACAUUAAACAAGUGUAUUGAAACUCGCAAAAAUAAGGAGGAUAUUUUGGAACAAGAUGAGGACAGAAUGUUCCUGAUGUCCCUAUUAUCAUCAUUUAGGGCAAUUCCGGAGCACAAAAAGUCAGCUGCGAAAAUUCAAUUAAUCAGUGUAAUCGAAUCAUUCCGAUCCUCUACUCAAAAUAAUAUAUAUCCAAACACAAUGUGGCGAAAUUUUAAUGAGUACGAGUAUGAGCGUGGUUACUUCACACCGGAGGCCGGGCGUUCAACAGCACCAAGUCAACAAUCACGCCCUGAAGCACAACAUUAUUAUACGCUACCAACUUCAACUCCUUCAGAACGUGAACGCCCAGAGUCGCGAUUUUCUACUGUCACUUCAAAUACCUCGCAAGAUUCUGACAUUUUGGAUCUAUUUUGA
Molecule: messenger RNA, 552 nt
Organism: Parnassius apollo (apollo)
Lineage: Eukaryota; Metazoa; Arthropoda; Insecta; Lepidoptera; Papilionidae
Source: the annotation of a GenBank genome assembly